This is a messenger RNA of Pezoporus flaviventris, 1098 nucleotides long. It is a transcript of the gene VIP, whose product is annotated as vasoactive intestinal peptide. Gene Ontology annotation, molecular function: peptide hormone receptor binding; neuropeptide hormone activity. The record is from RefSeq and is a predicted model, not a curated record. Bases 332 to 823 code for a protein of 163 amino acids. NCBI's taxonomy places the organism in Eukaryota, Metazoa, Chordata, Aves, Psittaciformes, Psittacidae. Gene Ontology annotation, biological process: learning or memory; positive regulation of endothelial cell proliferation; positive regulation of protein catabolic process. The transcript has 6 exons. Gene Ontology annotation, cellular component: extracellular region; perikaryon; neuron projection.
GUUAAAUAUAAGUCUCUGACUGUCCUAAACAAAGCUACCGUCCCCUUGGGAAGGGUGACGUCUCCACAGUAACGUGAUUGCUUCUUCGGAAGCAGAAACGUGUAAACGCUAUAAAACGCGGCAGCGCGGCGGGCAGCUCAGAGCGUGUGGCGAGAUCGGAGCUCUCCUCUGCUUCCUCCUCUUCGUCAUCCGCCACUUGCUGCCGCCGACGCCCCAGAGCAGCGCAGCCCCGCAGCGGGGCAGGGCGCAGGCCCCCAGCAGUGCUCCGCUCCGCUCGGCUCCGCGCCCGCCCAGCCAGCCCCAUCGACAGACUCGCGGCUCCGUGGCAGCCAUGGAGCACCGCGGCACCUCCCCGCUUCUUCUCGCCCUCGCCCUCCUCAGCGCCCUCUGCUGGCGGGCGCGGGCUCUGCCCCCGCGAGGAGCCGCCUUCCCUCCCGUCCCUCGACUGGGAAACAGAAUGCCAUUUGAUGGAGCCAGUGAACCUAACCAUGCCCACGGGUCAUUAAAGUCUGAAUCAGACAUUUUGCAGAACACACUACCUGAAAACGAGAAAUUCUAUUUUGAUCUGUCCAGAAUUAUUGAUAGCUCCCAGGACAGUCCUGUCAAACGCCACUCUGAUGCUGUCUUCACUGACAACUACAGCCGCUUUCGAAAGCAAAUGGCUGUGAAGAAAUACUUAAAUUCAGUUUUAACUGGAAAAAGAAGCCAAGAAGAGCUAAACCCUUCUAAACUUCGAGAUGAAGCAGAACUUCUUGAACCUUCCUUUUCGGAAAACUACGAUUCUGUAGAUGAGCUGCUGAGCCACCUCCCACUGGACCUCUGAAGGACACCUGGUAAAGUCUAUGACAAGAACAAGCUAUUUUUGAGUUCCACGUAGUAUUUCAAUGAGAUGACUUUAGUCAUCAAACCAGAACAAAUAUGUUGUGAAGUGAAAGUUGUGAUAUAUUUGUUUCUUAUGUAAUAAAAGUUGAUAUUUACAUUGUAAAUACUAGAGUUCUCUACUGAAAGCUGUACAUAUGGAUGCCAGUUUAACUCAUGAGAAGUCUGUGAGUCCAUAUGCUGUAAAUCCUUUACUUCAAUAAAUUCAUUUGAAAAUGA